Prunus armeniaca (apricot) is the source of this 207-nucleotide messenger RNA. Lineage: Eukaryota; Viridiplantae; Streptophyta; Magnoliopsida; Rosales; Rosaceae. The record is from the annotation of a GenBank genome assembly.
AUGUUUGGUGGAGUUGAUGGUUGUGGUAGUGGUGGUGGUGGUGGAUGUGGUGAUGGUGGUGGUGGUGGUGGUGGUAGUGGAGGAGGUGGUAGUGGUGGUGGUGGCGAUGGCAGUGGUUGUGGCGAUGGCGGUGGUUGUGGAGGUAGUGAAUGUGGUGGUGCAAGUGGUGGAGUUAGAUGUGGAAGUGGAGGUGGUGUCAUUUUUUAA